UAUUUUAAAAAUGGCACAGUGCAUCGCUCGCUCGGUAUCCGUAGCGUGUGUGAGACCGUGCAGCCGUCAGUAACCGCCGCAGUCUGAGUGAUUAUGUCGAUAGUAGCGGCUCGCACUGUUGCGUCGGCACACUGACGCCGGCAACAUGAACGCACGCACUAUCGCGUUCGAACUGUCGAUGGAGGGCAGGCAGGUGGACGAGGUGGUCGCUUGCAUCUUCCACACGGUGCUGUUCCACCGCUCCAGCGGCAAGUUCACCUACAACAACGAGGAGAGCUACUCCAUCCGCACCGUCAGCUACGUCGACGUGGACUGCGACUUCAUCGACUUCACGUACGUGUGCUGCGAGUCCGAGGCGCUCGGGCGCAGCGUGCGGCGCGAGAUCUCCGACUUCUCGUCGCUGCUCCGCGGCGCCGACGCGGGCUCGGCUCGCGGCUCCAUCAGCCUGGAGUUCUUCCAGCGCCGCCGGGCUCGCUGGCCCUUCCAGCCCGAGUGCGUGCCGUGGGAGGUGUGGACCGUCUACUGCGAGCUGGCCGAGGCCCGCGCCGACCACGACAUGCACGCCAAGCACGAGAACGUCGUCGAGAUGCUGCAGGACAAGAUCGUCUUCAUCACCGAGAUCAUCAAUCGGCACGAGUACGUGCCAAAGAUGCCGAGCCGGUCGGACGCCGACCUCAUCUUCGACACGUCGUACUCGGACAUCCAGCCGUACCUGUUCAAGAUCCACUACAACCUGUCGGGCGCGCCGCCCACGUCGGUGGGCAACACCGUGCGCAAGCUCAUCCGCGACACGCUGUCCUUGUGAUGCUCGCUGUGCCGCCACCCCGCCGCCCGCCUGCUGCGACAUACCGACGCCUGGAUGUCACACACAUAACACCAAUUUUUAUAAUCUUUUGAAAUAAACUAAAUUAUAUUCGAGUAGAUGGCAGCGCCAUCGCGCAACGCGGUACAUAUUAUUUUACUAAAGAUAUAAAAUUGAAAAUGAGUGAUUUAUUUUUACUACGGACAUGUGUAGUGUAUAUAAUAAUCAUAAUGAUGAAUGAAUUGUUUAAAAUUGAAACUAUUGAAACUGUAUUUUACAUUUUGACAAUACAUAACAUCUGAAUUUAACAUAACUGUGUCAUUUAUUGUACUUAUGCUUUGUUUGUUGCACAAACGUGUGUCGUAGUUAUCGUUGCAAUCAAUGUUUUGUGUAACUUUAAUUACUAUAUAUCAGCUUUAUUACUGACUGUUAGCUUAUACUAAACUCUUUUGUGUUACAUAAUCGUUUAGGGCUCUAUGUCUAUUAGAAAUUCCAGCUUGACUAAAUUAUAAUGGUUGAGGUCGUUAAUAUUAGUUACAGUAUAACUGAGUAUCGAGCGCCUGGCUCAUAUACUCCGGAGCCGGGAUAAGUCGAGAACUUGCUAGACGUCGUAUUUACUAAAUAAUCUUUUCAUGUAAUGGAACAUUUUGUCUGUUGUAAUGUUAGUUUUAACUUUAGUUAUAAUGUCAGAGCUAUGACUCGGAAGGCUGGUUGAUGUGUCCAUUCAUUUCGUCGUUUAUUUAAGCUUUGGAUUCGUCUGUUUAUUACUAAGGCUUUUUUAGAACGGUUUCUCAAGCACUCGGAGGAGUUUGAUGUAGAAAUAAUAGUUACCUAGAAAUUUUAUUGUGUAGUUAUAGAUAGUUUUUUUUUUAUGUAUUGUCAUAAAACACAUGAGUUUAUGUUAAUGAGGUGGCACUAAAUCGUUUUAUUCUUGACUACUAAAGUACUAAUGCUUCUAAGUUAAGUCAAACACUUCGAGUCACACUGUACUCUUUUAGUAUAGUCAUUUGACUAUUCACUUAUAUUUAAAUGAUCGCUUUGUGAUAUUGCCGAGAAUAAUUCAGAAAUAUUUAAAAAUGUAAAAAAGUAUAUUAAUUUUUGAUUACGCGUGUGAAUCUAGAGAAGAUUGAAAUAUAAUUAUUAUAUAAUAGAUAUUACUUAAGUAGUUAUAUAUUGUCAGUAAUUUUUAUGGAUGUGUAUUAUAAAUAUUGUAAAUAGCAUUGAUAGUGGUCACUUGAGUUAUUCGAAUAGUUGAACCGGUUUGUUGAGAGAGCUUUAUCGGUAUAGAAUGUACUAGAUGAUCAGUGAUUGUUCUAUGUAUUAUGUAAAAAUAUUAGGGUAGGCGCGGUGCGUGGAAUAUCUCACUCAUGUAGUGUUAAGUGAUGGUGAGGUGAAUUAUCAAAUUUUAUUGUAAUGUCAUUUUAUUAUCACCUUUUUCAAAUAUUUGCGAUCUUUUUACUUUCACGACGCUAUGGUUACGAAGUCUUUAUUUAUUGUAGCGCGACUCGCGGAUCGUCGUGAAAGUAAAGCUUAUUGAAUCCAUGACUUUCAACAGAACAUAUUUUAGGAUAACUUUAUUCUCUACAGCAGUUGAGCGUCAUUAUAUUAUGUAUGUUUUACGCCAGAGUCAUUUUGCUUUUAGUUUUUGUUUUCUAGAGGACUAUGAACUGAGUCCAUCCAUACAAUUCUGAUUUACUGUCCUACCUCAUUUUGUGACUCUAGCUUUAGUGUAUCAAGUCUCUAGCCCUAUCUUAUCACACUUGUACCUAUUACAAAAUAUUUAUCAGAAUUGUUUUGUCACCAAAGAUGAGGCUGUACAUGCUUUACGAUCUUAUAAUUCAAAUUCUUUUAAAUAUUUUCCUAAAUAUGCUAAAAGAUAACCUGUUUAUGUGCAAUGUUGGUAUUGUAAAUAAUGAAUUUUAAAAAAUAUCAGCAAUGCAUGUAUUACAAUAUCUUUUACUCAAAGAUUUUUAUGAUAUCCAUUUGUAAUUUCAUAUCAGUAAGUACCUUAAAGUUUUAAUGAUUUCAAAAUGUUUACAUACAAAAACCCUGGUGAUAACGACAAUAUAUUUUAUUCUAUUGAUACCUUGACGGUGUGCCUCGUAAUAGUGUUAGUGUGGUAUGUCGAGCACAUUGUAAAGUAAUAUAUCAUUGCACUCUCGCUAUGGCCUUAUUUGAAAAUGAUGUUUUAGAACUAUAAAAUUCACGAAUCGCGUGUAAUAACGGCUGUUACAUAUUAGAGUUUAUGAUAAAUGAAACAGGAAGUAUAUAUGUUGUGAUGUAUAAGUUCAAAAAAAAUAAGCUAAAAUCUUAGUCUUGUGAUAUAAUUUAUAUAUAAGUGAAUAAAUGACGAAGUAUU
Molecule: messenger RNA, 3161 nt
Organism: Helicoverpa armigera (cotton bollworm)
Lineage: Eukaryota; Metazoa; Arthropoda; Insecta; Lepidoptera; Noctuidae
Gene: Atg101
Product: autophagy-related protein 101
Exons: 1
Coding region: 146-805 (219 amino acids)
Biological process (GO): autophagosome assembly; autophagy
Cellular component (GO): phagophore assembly site
Source: RefSeq, a predicted model, not a curated record